This is a messenger RNA of Nothoprocta perdicaria, 2544 nucleotides long. RefSeq names its product mannosidase alpha class 1C member 1 (gene MAN1C1). Gene Ontology annotation, molecular function: calcium ion binding; mannosyl-oligosaccharide 1,2-alpha-mannosidase activity. The transcript has 12 exons. Gene Ontology annotation, cellular component: extracellular exosome; endoplasmic reticulum; Golgi membrane. Bases 1 to 1908 code for a protein of 635 amino acids. The record is from RefSeq and is a predicted model, not a curated record. Lineage: Eukaryota; Metazoa; Chordata; Aves; Tinamiformes; Tinamidae. Gene Ontology annotation, biological process: carbohydrate metabolic process; N-glycan processing.
AUGGUGCUGCUGCGGAAGCUGCCGGGCAUGCCGGGCUGGCCGGCGGCGCUGGGGCUGCGGCUGCCGCAGAAGUUCCUCUUCCUGCUCUUCCUCUCGGGCCUGCUCACGCUCUGCUUCGGGGCCCUCUUCCUCCUGCCCGAUUCCUCCCGCUUCAAGCGGCUGUUUCUGCCCCGCCGCGCCGCCGCUGCUUCUUCAUCUGCCUCCGCCUCCUCCGCCUCGUCCUCCUCCUCCACCGGCGACACGGAGCUGCCCCGUAGCCCUCCCGCCGCCGCCGAGCCCCGCCACGCCAGCUCUGCCGCCCCGCGCCGCCUCCGGGACAGGCUUCGCGGUGCCGCCCGCCCGGCUGCCCCGCCGGCCCACACGGCCCCGGGCUCCCGGCCGCAGGUGCGGGGCGCCGAGCCCGCCAGCACGGCGCCCGCCGCCGCCCGGGACACGCAGGCCCCCUCCCGCUUCGACUACGAGCGAUUCCAGCAGAGCCUCCGCCACCCGCCGCGGGGCAGGCGGCCCCCCGAAGACCCCGAGACUCAGGCCCGCAGGAUGAAGGUUAAAGAGAUGAUGAAAUUUGCUUGGGAUAACUACAAACAAUAUGCACUAGGAAAAAAUGAACUGCGACCACUGACGAAGAACGGCCACAUCGGCAACAUGUUUGGAGGCCUUCGAGGAGCUACCGUGGUGGAUGCCUUAGAUACUCUGUACAUCAUGGAGCUGGAGGAGGAAUUCCAAGAAGCGAAGAAGUGGGUGGAGAAGAGUUUUGACUUGAAUGUGAACGGAGAAGCAUCCUUGUUUGAGGUGAACAUCCGCUAUAUUGGAGGACUGCUGGCCGCAUACUACUUAACUGGAGAAGAGGUGUUCAAGAGUAAAGCUCUGGAACUUGGAGAGAAACUUUUGCCAGCUUUUAACACCCCUACUGGUAUCCCCCGCGGCGUCAUAAAUCUGGGCAGCGGCAUGAGUUGGAGUUGGGGCUGGGCAUCUGCCGGCAGCAGCAUCUUAGCGGAAUUUGGUACCUUGCACUUAGAAUUCCUGCACCUUUCGGAGCUCUCCGGCAACCCGGUGUUUGCAGAAAAGGUGAUGAACAUCCGCAAAGUCCUGAAUAAAGUGGAGAAGCCGCAGGGCCUUUAUCCCAACUUCCUCAGCCCGGUGACAGGCAACUGGGUGCAGCAUCAUGUCUCCAUUGGGGGGCUUGGGGACAGCUUUUAUGAAUAUCUCAUCAAAUCUUGGCUGAUGUCAGACAAGAAAGAUUCUGAAGCUAAAAGGAUGUAUGAUGAUGCGCUAGAGGCAAUAGAAAAGCAUUUGGUGAAAAAGUCUGCUGGAGGAUUGACAUACAUUGCUGAAUGGAGGGGUGGCAUCUUGGAUCACAAAAUGGGCCACUUAGCUUGCUUCUCUGGAGGCAUGAUAGCCCUUGGAGCUGAACACGCUGGAGAAGAAAAGAAGCAACAUUACAUGGACCUAGCUGCAGAAAUAACAAACACGUGUCAUGAGUCUUACGCACGCUCAGAUACCAAACUCGGCCCCGAAGCCUUUCGCUUUGACACUGGAAGUGAAGCCAUGGCAACGAGACUCAGCGAGCGCUACUACAUCCUGCGCCCAGAAGUGGUGGAAAGCUACAUGUACAUGUGGCGGCUGACGCACGAUCCCAAGUACCGGCAGUGGGGCUGGGAGGCUGUCAAGGCCCUGGAAGAACACUGCAGGGUAGAAGCAGGUUUUUCUGGCAUCCGAGAUGUUUACAGCACAACCCCGACUCACGACAACAUGCAACAGAGUUUUUUCCUCGCAGAGACUCUGAAGUACCUCUACCUUCUGUUCUGUGAAGACGACGUGCUGGCCCUGGACGACUGGGUGUUCAACACAGAGGCUCACCCCCUGCCAAUCAACCACACGAACUUUAAAGCUAAAGCGGGUGUGCAGUAGUGAGACAUUGCCCAGCACCUGCUUGCACAGCCUCGGCAGGUUACUGCAUUUCCUUUCCAUUAAAGGAAUUUGUGUUGUUCCUAAAAUGGUAUUUUGGGGCACUAGUCCAAUUCCGGACAGUAUUAUUUCCGGAGAUGAAACCGUGACAUAAGCACCUUUUUUUUUUCCUCUGUGAGGAGCUCUAUUAGCCUGAAAAUGAAAUGUUUAUUCUGGGCCAUAUUGUACACAGUUCAUAGACAUUCCUUUAUACAGAGAAUUUAUAUGAAAUCCACUGACUUUGCUCGAUAGUGGCCAAAGGAUUGGAAGUUUGCCAUAAAAUAGACUUUCCCACACACAUACACAUCUUUCCUUUCAUAUUUUUGUUUUUUUUCCUUCCUUUUAUAUACUGUUGGAUUUUAUCGCCUUUCUAAUUAACAGUUUUCAAUAUACUGUGCUUUCUAGGUGGUGUCAAAAUUGUAACUAAAUCAAAACCUGUCUGCAAAAUUCUUGAUCCUAAUGUAUUUUUAUAUCAUUUUUUUCUGUGCUCUUAAAUCACAUUUAUCAUACAUCACAUCUCCUUUAACUUUCCUUUGUACUUUUUGUGUUUUUCUACUUUUAUUUGGAACUAAACGUUAUGAGUCACUUGUAAUAAUUUCA